AUGCCUAUGUAUGCGAAGUUCUUAAAGGAGAUUCUUAGCAACAGAAGGAAGUUUGAGGACUUGGCGUGUGUGACACCAAACGAGGAAUGUUCGGCAAUUUUUCAGAACAAGUUAUCAGAAAAGCAACAUGAUCUAGGGAGUUUUACUAUUUCUUGUGUUAUAGGUAACUUAUCUGUUAAUGAUGCUUUAACUAAUUUAGGGGCUAGCAUUAAUAUAAUGUCAUACAGUCUGUUUGCAAAGUUGGGGCUAAGAGAGACCAAACCCACUAGGAUGAGUAUACAGUUAGCUGAUAGAUCUGUUAAGUAUCCUAGGGGUACUGUAGAGAAUGUGCUAGUAAAAGUAAACAAAUUUAUAUUUCCUGUUGAUUUUAUGAUCUUGGAUAUGGACAGUGAGAGUAGUGUACCCUUAAUUCUAGGUAGACCUUUUCUUGUAACAUCUAGGGCAAUGAUAGAUGUUUGUGAUGGAAAGGGAAAUGAGCAUGAGCUGUCAAAUGAGGAAGUGUUUGAGCAGCUUGAGUUUUUGUUAGUAGACGAGCCAAGCAACAAUACUGAUGAGUUUGCUGUGAUUGACAUGAUAGGUGUGCAGAAGUUGAGGCUCUCACUUGAGGAACCAUCGGUUCUUGAUUUGAAAGAGCUUUCACGGUGUCUUGACUAUGCGCAUAUGGAUGAGGAUAACGGGCUGCCUGUCAUUUCAAUAGCAGACUUGACACUCGAGGUGAUCAUUGAUGAACAUUAUCAGUGUUUGAGGGUGAUACGUGCGAAAACGAACUGGAAUUUAUCAAAAUUGACAAAGGCUCGCAUUUCAAGAUUGCUUGGCAUUUAG
Molecule: messenger RNA, 822 nt
Organism: Ricinus communis (castor bean)
Lineage: Eukaryota; Viridiplantae; Streptophyta; Magnoliopsida; Malpighiales; Euphorbiaceae
Exons: 4
Coding region: 1-822 (273 amino acids)
Source: RefSeq, a predicted model, not a curated record